AUGAAAGGUUUGACUGAUAAGAAGAAAAUUGCUCAGCUCUUGUGUAAUUCUAUAGGUAGUGAACAUUAUAACAACCUAUCUGCAUUUUUGGGCCCAGACAAGCCACUCAAAUCAUUAGAUUAUGAAACUCUGUUGAAUGACUUCAAGAAACUAUUGACUCCAAAGAAAAGUGUUGUUGUUGCUCAACAUUAUUUCUUAAAUAUCUUUCAAAAAGAAAACCAGUCAAUUUCAGAGUUUGUGGCCGACCUCAGACGUGAUCUUCAAGAAUGUGAAUUUGCAGUAGAAUGCUCCAACGAUGAAUGUGGAACAUCUGUGUCAAUUGCUGAUGUUUUCUUGCGGGCACAGUUCAUACGAGGAUUGAAGGACAAUUGGCUUAGGGAACACCUUUUACAAUCCGUUUACACAAAGUUUGAUGACAUUCUAGAGAAAGCUAUUGCUCUUGAAGCAUCAAAGGUUGAAAGCAAAGAAUUUCACCAACAUGCAUGUUCUAACAACUUUAAUAUGGAUUCGGCUGGAGUGCACAAAAUUACAAGGUCUUCCAGACGAUCCCACCAGUUCUCUAACAAUCGCUCAUCCAACAAGACAUCUCUCAACUGGAAACAACGUUCAAAUAACAAAAGACCUGACUUCAAUGCCCUCGGAAUAGAAGGCCUCUGUCUUAGAUGUGGAAGUAACAAACACAUUGCUGCAAAUUGUAACAGACACAAGUAUAAACUCCAAUGUGGGGAGUGUUUAAAACGAGGACAUGUCUCUGCGGUCUGCAUAACUACACUGAUGUCAAGGACUAAGAAAUCAACAUCAAAGUUAAAUUCAACCAACAACCUACAUUCAGGAUCAAAUGAUGACGAUUAUUCUAGUGACGACUCUUCUGAUUACGGAGUGCACAAAAUUGAUUCGAUCUACCAGAACUUUGAUGUCGUAGAUUUAUUUGAAGUUGGAUAUGAUUCAGACAAGUACAUUGUUUCUGUCACUAUAAAUGGAAAAUUGCAAUGUUUUGAAGUUGACAGUGGGGCUAAAUUUUCUCUCCUUGCGAAGAAUGUCUUUGAACGUCUACAUCUGAACGUACCUGUAGAACCAUCAAGGCUAGCUUUCCGUUCUUACUCUGGAGACAUAAUCAAACCAGAGGGAAAGGUAUCAGUUUCUGUAUCAUACAAGGGUAAACAGUUCAAAGGUGACCUUCACAUCGUCCCUUCAGGUCAUGAUGCACUUCUAGGGCGCCAAUGGAUCCGAGGACUGGGUAUUGAACUGUGUGAAAUUGACGCUGAAAUGAACCGACCAGCUACUACCCUUCAAUUACAACCAGUAAAUUCAGUUGAGGAACUGUUUGAAAAAUUUGCGCCAAUUUUCGAGCCAAAAAUUGGAUGCGUUCCAAACUUUACAGUAUCAUUACAUCUUCGAUCAGGAGCAAAGCCUAUUUUCAAUCGUGAACGGAACGUACCUCAUGCUCUUAUUGAUCAGGUCAACAAGGAACUAGAUUUACUUGAAAAUGAAGGAAUCAUUUCGCCUGUUACGUCAAGUGAUUGGGGGUCACCACUAGUCGUGAUACCUAAGGCAGAUGGAAGUGUUCGUCUCUGUGUCGACUACAAGUGUGGUGUGAAUGAACGAAUAGUCCAGGCAAACCAUCCUAUUCGAAAAAUUGACGAUGUACUCGAUAGUUUGAGAGGAUCUCGUUACUUUUGUAAACUUGAUCUGUACAAAGCUUAUCUGCACCUCAAGGUCGACGAAGAGUCCAGUAUUAUCCAGACAAUGUCAACACACCGUGGAACAUAUCGUGUCAAUCGUCUAAGUUUCGGAAUAAAGACAGCACCUUCUGAAUUCAACCGAAUUCUUACACAAAUUUUGAAGGGGUUGCCUAAAACCGAGGCCUACUUUGAUGACAUAAUUUGCCAUGGCUCAACAAUGGAUGAGUGCAAAAGAAAUCUACAGGCCUGUCUUCAACGACUCUCAGAUUUUGACUUACACAUAAACAAACAGAAGUGUUCAUUUUUUCAAGAACAAAUAGAAUAUCUAGGACGAGUGGUGGAGUUAAACAAAAUAAAGAAAUCUCCUACCAAAGUUCAAGCUGUUAAAGAAAUGUCACGUCCAUCAAAAGUUGAAGAAUUACGACGAUUCUUAGGAAUGGUUUCUUACUACUCUCGUUUCUUUCCAGAUGCUUCAACUGUCACUUUUCCUUUGCGACGUUUGUUACGCAAAAAUAAGAAAUGGGAAUGGACACCAGAAUGUGAAAAGGCUUUUCAACUAAUCAAAACUGAGCUCUGCAGUAACAGGAUACUCGUACCUUUCGAUCCAAAACUACCGUUAGUCCUCACCACAGACGCUUCACCUACUGGACUAGCUGCAGUUCUUAGCCACUUAAUAGAUGGUACUGAGAGGCCAAUUGCUUACGCCUCACGUUCACUCACUGAUGCCGAAUGUAACUAUAGUCAACUAGACCGGGAAGCAUUAGCCAUAGUUUUUGGUGUCUCCCACUUCUAUUAUUACCUAUUCGGGACUCAAUUUCAACUUGUAACAGAUAAUCAGCCAAUAUCUAGGAUCUUCAGACAUGACAAGGCUCUACCACAAAUGACUUCAGCUCGUUUACUCAGAUAUGCAUCAUAUCUGUCAGGUUUCAAUUACAAGUUGGUGUUCAAAAAGGGCAUGGAAAAUAAAAACGUGGAUUGUCUUUCAAGAGCUCCUCUUACACAGACUCACUCUACUAAAGACAAGAAAAUCGGAAAAGAGGUACACCAAAUCUGCAGCCAAGUUAUUUUUCAAAUUUCAAGCCAUGAAAUCACAGCUGAAAUCAUUAAGAACGAGACAGCCAAAGAUCCAGUGCUCUCUAAGAUUUUGAAAGACCUACUCACCAAUUCAACUGAUUCUGAUUUUACGUUGGUCGAAAACAUUAUUUUCCGGGGAGAAAGAGUUUACAUUCCAUCACUACUUAGAAACAAGAUUCUAAAUGAACUUCACGAAAGUCAUCUUGGAAUCACAAAAAUGAAACAGCUAGCACGGCGCUAUGUUUACUGGCCAAAUAUUGACAAGGACAUUGAGCAUCUUGUGAAAGGAUGUGAAAAUUGUGCACUAACACGGUCAAAUCCGCCCAAAGCUCCCAAUCACCCGUGGGAAAUUCCAAAAGAGAACUGGGAAAGAAUACACAUUGACUACGCAGGACCGUUUCAAGGCUUCAACUUCCUCGUGUGUAUUGAUGCUAGAUCAAAAUGGGCGGAGAUAAAAGUAAUCAAAGAUGCACCAUCCAGCUCCAAUACCAUAAAUCUGCUUGAACAGAUUUUUGCAACACACGGCUACCCGAAUGUUAUGGUAUCUGACAACGCCUCAAUUUUUCAAAGUGAUACAUUCCAAGCUUAUUGCAAAUUGCACGGCAUUUUCCAGAAAUUCAUAUCUCCAGGACAUCCAGCAACAAACGGCUUAGCAGAACGCUCUGUUCAAACAUUGAAGAACCGCCUGAAGUCCACAGCUUCGGAAAACAUACCAAUGGCAAUAAAGGUCCAGAAGAUCUUAAUGCGGUACCGGGCAACUCCUCUAGCAUGUGGCAAAUCACCGGCUGAACUUUACCUCCACAGGAAGUUAAGAAUACGAAUGGAUGCCAUUUUUCCCAACGUACAAAAAGCUUCAACUAGAAAUGCUCCAUCUGCACGUUCAUUCAACGAGGGGGAGAGAGUUCAGGUUCGUCUCUUCAUAAACAACAAGAACGUUUGGGAGUUUGGAGAAGUAAACAAAAAGUUGGGAACUCGACACUAUCUAGUUUCCCUUGACAAGUCAGGCCGACUUGUUAAACGACACAUUGAUCAAUUGCGGUCUACUUUGAUACCAAAACCAAAAAUUGUUACCACGGGACCAAUCCACAUAUUUGAUGUUCCACGAGCUUCUAAACACAGCACAAAAGAAAAUUCUAAGGCUGUUACUUGUUCUAAUCCUGAAAGACUGUCAAUUCCUGAAAGACCAUCAACUCCCUUAAGACCAUCAACUCCUGAAAGACCAUCAACUUCCGUAAGACCAUCAACUUCCGAAGGACCAUCAACUUCCGAAGGACCGUCAAUUUCCGAAAGACCACCAACUCCCAAAGCAAACAAUGCAGAGGUUCCAGUAGUUCAGGGAACAGAAACGAACAAUAGCCAUAUUCCUGAGAAUCAAGAAAGAUCAAGGCGACAAAGGCAAAUGCCGGGCCGAUACAAGGACUUUGUGCUUUCAUAA
Messenger RNA from Macrosteles quadrilineatus (aster leafhopper), 4191 nucleotides. RefSeq lists its product as uncharacterized. Bases 1 to 4191 code for a protein of 1396 amino acids. The record is from RefSeq and is a predicted model, not a curated record. NCBI's taxonomy places the organism in Eukaryota, Metazoa, Arthropoda, Insecta, Hemiptera, Cicadellidae. Gene Ontology annotation, biological process: DNA integration. The transcript has a single exon. Gene Ontology annotation, molecular function: zinc ion binding; nucleic acid binding.